Messenger RNA from Coffea arabica (coffee), 897 nucleotides. RefSeq names its product transcription factor bHLH167-like. Lineage: Eukaryota; Viridiplantae; Streptophyta; Magnoliopsida; Gentianales; Rubiaceae. Gene Ontology annotation, biological process: regulation of transcription by RNA polymerase II. The record is from RefSeq and is a predicted model, not a curated record. Gene Ontology annotation, cellular component: RNA polymerase II transcription regulator complex. Gene Ontology annotation, molecular function: DNA-binding transcription factor activity, RNA polymerase II-specific; protein dimerization activity; RNA polymerase II transcription regulatory region sequence-specific DNA binding.
UUCCCAAGAAGCAGGCUGUUAGGCAGACAGCAGCACCGGCCUAUAUAUAGUACACCUUAGAGACAUGGGAGUUUCUCACAUACAAUUCAAUUGAAAUAAAAGAGAGUAGGGUAACGAACAACAACAAAUAUGCAGGCAGGCAAUUUGAAGCCAAGAAUUCCUCGGGGGGUAACAGAGAGACAUCGAAGACAGCAAAUGAAGAAUUUGUACUCAAAACUUGCUUCCCUUCUCCUUCCUCCAGCCUCCGAGGUGAAUUUACCAUUACCUGCUUUAUUGGACUAUUCACUCACUCACGUGAAGAACCUUAAAGAAAGGAUCCAAGAGCUCGAAGCAAAGAAGGAGAAGUUCAAAGGUCAGAUUGGUAGUUCAACAGCAGAUUUUGUGCUGCAAGCAGUGAAAAUAAUUGAAAAGGGUCCAAUUCUAGAGGUGAAUUUAGAAACCGGCCUGCACAAGCGCUUCAUACUGCCUGAAGUCAUCAGCAUCCUCGAAGCAGGAGGUGCUCAAGUACUAAGUGCCAGCUAUGCAACGUUGACCGACAGGGUCUUAUAUACCAUUUCUUCUGAGGCAUCCUCUCCGAGAAUUGGAAUAGAGACUUCAAGACUGCAUGAGAGGUUGAAAGCACUGGCUGGUACAGGAUGUUUCUUCUGCAGCCUUUGAAGGGAACUAAGCCUGGGGCGAUAUGAGUGACGAUAUAAUAAAUUUAAGAGGCCAUCUUGGCUAGCAGUACUGCAUAUAUAUUUUCGCUUAUACAUAUGUACUAGAUAGCUUCUUUCUCUACUUUUUCUCUUUUAUCAAAGUACGCUUCUGUCAGAAUCUCCACCGAUCGCCUGUACAUAUUUUUAACGGAAUUGUUCUGUGGUACUGAUCAGGUAAAAAAUAAGAGUUCUCUUUCUGUCA